Messenger RNA from Mauremys mutica (yellowpond turtle), 2835 nucleotides. RefSeq names its product endothelial zinc finger protein induced by tumor necrosis factor alpha-like. Bases 140 to 2719 code for a protein of 859 amino acids. Gene Ontology annotation, biological process: regulation of transcription by RNA polymerase II. Lineage: Eukaryota; Metazoa; Chordata; Testudines; Geoemydidae. The record is from RefSeq and is a predicted model, not a curated record. Gene Ontology annotation, molecular function: RNA polymerase II cis-regulatory region sequence-specific DNA binding; DNA-binding transcription factor activity, RNA polymerase II-specific. The transcript has a single exon.
GAACGAAUCCACGAUCCGGGCGGCGGGGACGCCCCACAGCUCUGCCCUGGCACUGAAUGAAUCCACGAUCCGGCCGGCAGGGACGCCUCACGGCUCUGCCCUGGCUCCCUGCAGCUCUGCCCCGGUGCUGAACGAGUCCAUGAUCUGGGCGGCGGGGAUGCCCCACAGCUCUGCCCUGGCUCCCCGCGGGGCCGGCAAGGGGCUGAACGAAUCCACGAUCCGGCCGGCAGGGACGCCCCGCAGCUCUGUCCCGGCUCCCCGCGGGGCCGGCGAAGGGCUGAACGAAUCCACGAUCCGGCCGGCAGGGACGCCCCACAGCUCUGCCCCGGUUCCCUGUGGGGCUGGCAAGGGGCUGAACGAAUCCACGAUCCGGCCGGCAGGGACGCCGCACAGCUGUGCCCUGGCUCCCUGUGGGGCUGGCAAGGGGCUGAACGAAUCCACGAUCCAGCCGGUGGGGACGCCCCACAGCUCUGUCCCGGCUCCCCGCGGGGCCAGCGAGGGGCUGAACGAAUCCACGAUCCGGCCGGCAGGGACGCCCCACAGCUCUGUCCCGGCUCCCCGCGGGGCCAGCGAGGGGCUGAACGAAUCCACGAUCCGGCCGGCAGGGACGCCCCACAGCUCUGUCCCGGCUCCCCACGGGGCCAGCGAGGGGCUGAACGAAUCCACGAUCCGGCCGGCAGGGACGCCCCACAGCUGUGCCCCAGCGCCCCAGCCGGGGAUCGGCGCCCCAGCGAGACCGGCCGGGCCCCCGGCCCCCGGGCGGCAGUACGCCUGUCCCGAGUGCGGCCGGGCCUUCGGGCAGAGCUCCCACCUGACGCAGCACCUGCGGAUCCACACGGGCGAGCGGCCCUACGUCUGCCCCGACUGCGGCCGGGCCUUCAGCGCCAGCUCCAACUUCCUGGCGCACCGGCGCACCCACACGGGCGAGAAGCCCUACGACUGCUCCGUGUGCGGGCGCAGCUUCCGCGCCAGCUCCACCCUGCAGCGGCACCGGCGCCUGCACACGGGCGAGCGCCCCUACCGCUGCGGGCACUGCGGCCGCGCCUUCUCCCAGAGCUCCUCGCUGGCCAAGCACCGGCGCCUGCACACGGGCGAGCGCCCCUACCGCUGCGGCCAGUGCGGGGAGGCCUUCGCCGUGCAGUCGGGGCUGGCCGCCCACCGGAGCCGGCACACGGGCGAGCGCCCCUUCGCCUGCCCCGACUGCGGCAAGGGCUUCCGGCGCAGCUCCGACCUGGUGCAGCACCAGCGCGCCCACACCGGGGAGCGGCCCUUCCGCUGCGGCCAGUGCGGCGCCGGCUUCAACCUGGCCUCCACCCUGGUCAACCACCAGCGCAGCCACACCGGGGAGCGGCCCUACCGCUGCCAGCGCUGCGGGGCCAGCUUCGCCCGCAGCUCCACCCUGGCGCGCCACCGGCGGGGCCACGGGCCCGAGGGCGCCGGGCGGCAGGAGGCAGAGCCCGGCCCCCCGCCCGGCCCCCUGAAUCAGGGCUCCUGCCCCCUGCCCCAGCAGGGCCCCCUGGGUCACAGCUCAGAGCCCCUCUCUGGCCAGGACACCCUCACCCAGCAGGGCCCCCUGCGUCACGGGUCAGCUCCUGCCCCCCGGCAGCCCCCAACGGGUCAGGGGUCAGAGCCUGCCCCACAUCAGCGUCCCCUGAGCCAGGGCCCCAUGGGUCACGGGUCAGCUCCUGCCCCCCGGCAGCCCCCAACGGGUCACGGGUCAGCUCCUGCCCCCCAGGAACCCCCCAUGGGUCACGGGUCAGAUCCUGCCCCCCAGGAACCCCCCACGGGUCAUGGGUCAGAGCCUGCCCCCCGGCAGCCCCCCACGGGUCAGGGGUCAGAGCCUGCCCCCCAUCAGGGUCCCCUGAGCCAGGGCCCCAUGGGUCACAGGUCAGAUCCUGCCCCGCAGCAGAACCCCCUGAGUCAGGGCACCAUAGAUCAGGGCCCGGCCCCCCAGCCUGGCACUCUGGGUCAUGGGUCAGAGCCUGCCCCCCAGGAGGCCCCCCCAGCUCGGCCCCCCGCCCCCCAGCCGGGCGAGCGCCCCUACCCGUGCCUGGUGUGCGGGAAGCGGUUCUCCCGCAGCUCCAACCUGGUGGCCCACCAGCGGAUCCACGCGGGCGACAAGCCCUUCCGGUGCCCGGAGUGCGGGCGCGGCUUCCUGCGCGGCUCCAACCUGCGGACGCACCGGCGCCUGCACACGGGCGAGCGCCCCUACCCCUGCCCCGAGUGCGGCAAGCGCUUCGGCGACACCUCCGUGCUGGUCAAGCACCAGCGCAUCCACACGGGCGAGCGCCCGCACCGCUGCCCCGACUGCCCCCGCCGCUUCAGCCAGGCCUCGGACCUGGUGGCCCACCGGCGGGUGCACACGGGCGAGAAGCCCUACGUCUGCGCCGAGUGCGGGCGCGGCUUCAGCCGCAGCUCCAACCUGCUGACGCACCGGCGGCUGCACCGCGGCGAGCGCCCCUACCCCUGCCCCCAGUGCGGCAAGAGCUUCGGCCAGAGCUCCGACCUGCUGCAGCACCAGCGCACCCACACGGGCGAGCGCCCCUUCGCCUGCGCCCAGUGCGGCAAGGCCUUCAGCAAGGGCUCCACCCUCACCGGGCACCAGCGCAUCCACACGGGCGAGCGGCCCUUCGCCUGCCCUGCCUGCUGCAAGCGCUUCCGGCACAGCUCCCACCUGACGGCCCACCUGCGGGUGCACGCGCGGGCGCGGCCGCUGUGAGCCGGAGCCCCUCGGCUCUGCCCCCCGGCCCUGCCCCCUGGCUCCCACCUGCGGGUGCACGCCCGGGAGCGGCCGCUGUGAGCCGGAGACCCCCGGCUCUGCCCCCCGCCCUGCCC